This is a messenger RNA of Anolis sagrei ordinatus, 1174 nucleotides long. The record is from RefSeq and is a predicted model, not a curated record. Lineage: Eukaryota; Metazoa; Chordata; Lepidosauria; Squamata; Anolidae.
UUGCCUUUGUUGGCAUCUGUGUAUGUCCUUGAGACCCUGAUGUCUGCAUUUCUUGGUAUUCCCAUUUUCAACAUGACCCAUGAAGGGAAAAGGGGGAAAUCUUGCAGGUAAAGAAGGUUUCUGUCUUUCAUCACUGAUCUUUUGCUUCUUUCUUCACCAAGGAAAUGAGGAUUCUAUGGAGCCAACUCUUGGGUGCAGUAAGGAAACCAUUAAUAUAGGAAGAAGGAAGAAAGAAUCUCAAGGUGAUGAUCUUGCCGAUUCCUGACUUCAUUUACAGAUAAGAAAGGGAAAAAAGUAGUGCCAACUAUCUGCAUUGCAAUUCAACAUCCAUAUCACUAUUGACAUGGAGGAGAAAGCAUUUAAAUGCCUGGAGUGUGGAAAGAGUUUUACUCGGAGGGAUCAUCUGCAGAAACAUGAAAGAACCCACACUGGGAAGAAGCCCUAUAAGUCUCUGGAGUGUGGACAGAGCAUCACUCAUCGUUCAUAUCUACAUAGACAUCAAACAACUCAUACUGGGGAGAAAGCCUAUAAAUGCCUGGAGUGUGGAAAGAGCUUCAGUGAGAAUGAAAGUCUACGUGUGCAUGAAAAAACUCAUACUGGAGAGAAACCCUAUGCAUGCCUGGAGUGUGGAAAGAGCUUCACUAACAAUGGAAAUCUACGUAAACAUCAAAGGACUCACACUGGGGAGAAACCUUUUAAAUGUUUGGAGUGUGGACUUAGCUUCUCUGAGAAUGGAAAUCUACGAGUGCAUGUAAGGACUCACACUGGGAAGAAACCCUAUAAAUGCCUGGAAUGUGGACAGAGCUUCAGUCAGAGUGGACAUCUACGCACACAUCAAAGGACUCACACUGGGGAGAAACCCUAUGCAUGCCUGGAGUGUGGAAAAAGCUUCAGUGUAAAUGGAAAUCUACGUAGACAUCAAAGAACACACACUGGGGAGAAACCCUAUAAAUGCCUGGAGUGUGGUCAGAGCUUCACUGCUAAAGGAAAUCUACAUACACAUCAGAGGACUCACACUGGGGAGAAACCCUAUAAAUGCCUAGAGUGUGGACAGAGCUUCACUCAGAAUUCAGGUCUACAUUCACAUCGAAAAACUCACACUGGGGAGAAACCAUUUAAAUGCCUGGAGUGUGGCCAGAGUUUUGCUUCGAGUUCUACUCUUGCAUCAAAGGAC